GAAGGGAGACAACCUUUCUCCCUCUCCUCUCUCGCUCUCAUCAAUGGUGGUUUGGGUGGAGCUUUACGCAACCCGUUACCCCUAUUCUUGAUCAUAUCUUCUCCGUAGCCCCACUUCAAUCCCAUUCCCUUCGAUCUCUGUGUCUCUCUCUGGACUCUGCUGGAUCGUUUCUCUUCUGCACUGUUGCGAUUUGCGAUGGUUGCGAUGGUGAAGUUCGCUUUUUGACGCCUGAACAGUCCCAUGCUCCCUUCGCUUGUUGCCUGAUUUCGACCGAAUCGAAAACCCACUUUUUCUUUUCUUCUGCCCGAAGGGAAUUCCAUGGGCAACAGCGGCAGCACCGGCGCCAACCGCCGCCGGAGGCACGGGAGCCGCCGCGGCCACCCUCCGCCCCCGGGGAUGCCGCAGCCGGGGGUCACCUCCAACAGGUACGUCGUCACGGCUGCGACGACGUACCCGCCCCAGUACCCGAACCAUAACCCCCCUCCUCCGCAGUACUACCAGUACCCUGGCUACUACCCUCCGCCCCCGCCGGUGAUGCCCGUGCCGCUCCCGGCGCCGUACGACCACCACCACCACCGGGGCGGUGCUGGCGGCGGCGGCCCGCCGCAUGUCGACCAGGCCCACGGGAAUUGGGUCGGCGGGAGGUACCCCUGCGGGCCGGUCGUGAUGAUGCCUUAUGUAGAGCAUCAGAAGGCGGUUACUAUUAGGAAUGAUGUGAACAUAAAGAAGGAGACACUGAGGAUUGAGCCUGAUGUGGAGAAUCCUGGGAAGUUUCUGGUUUCCUUUUCUUUUGACGCCACUGUCGAUGGAAGAAUCACAGUGGUUUUCUUUGCAAAGGAAGGGGAGGACUGUAGUCUCGUUGCAAUGAAAGAAGACCUUCUACCACCAGUAAUAGUGGAAUUCCAGGAAGGUCUUGGCCAGAAGUUUAAACAGCCCUCUGGAACAGGAAUUGAAUUUUCAAUGUUCGAGGAGAUGGAAUUAAGAUACAGUGACACAGACGUGUAUACUCUAGCAGUGAAGGCGGAGGCAUCCGUGUGUACCCAGAAAGGUCCUGAUGGGAAUGUUAUGUCCAGGACCAUGAACUCUCAGAUAACUCAGGCUGUGUUUGAGAAGGAGAAGGGCGAAUAUCAGGUACGGGUUGUGAAGCAGAUCUUGUGGGUGAAUGGAAUGAGGUAUGAGCUGCAGGAGAUUUAUGGCAUUGGGAACUCGGUUGAGAGUGACAUUGAUGGAAAUGACCCUGGAAAGGAAUGCGUGAUUUGCCUGUCAGAACCAAGGGACACAACUGUCCUUCCCUGCCGACACAUGUGUAUGUGCAGCGGGUGUGCCAAGGUUUUGAGGUUCCAGACAAACAGGUGUCCCAUUUGCCGGCAACCGGUCGAGAGGCUUCUGGAGAUCAGGGUCAGCAGUGCUCCUGACGAAUGAAGUUGCCCUUAAUUAGUGUGCUCAUGCUGUAUAAUAGUCCUUUGGUUUUGUUCCUUAUUAUUUUCUUUUCUUUGAAAUUCUUUUUAUUCCUUGGUCUAUGCUUAUUUAGUCUUGCCUGUGUAAUGAUCACAUGGCGAGCUUUACUCACCAAGGCACAACGAAGCGUUCGCUCCGAAUUCAUCAAUGAACAUACUGGUUUUUAAUA
This is a messenger RNA of Rhodamnia argentea, 1627 nucleotides long. RefSeq names its product probable E3 ubiquitin-protein ligase LOG2. Lineage: Eukaryota; Viridiplantae; Streptophyta; Magnoliopsida; Myrtales; Myrtaceae. The transcript has 3 exons. Gene Ontology annotation, molecular function: ubiquitin protein ligase activity. Gene Ontology annotation, biological process: protein ubiquitination. Bases 319 to 1422 code for a protein of 367 amino acids. The record is from RefSeq and is a predicted model, not a curated record.